AUGCAGGCCAUUGCUUCCACUUAUCAUCAGGUCGUCCGAUUCAUUGGCACAAAUGGAAGGCAAGAAGAUCUACGCGGUGAUCAAGUCGCCUCCAAAAAGUGUUACGUUUUAGCUGUCCACAAUUCCACCAAAGCCAAGCAAGUUCAAUGGGUCAAAAUCCCAGACAUGACAAUUAUUAACAUCGGUGAAAAUGCUGAGGACAAAGCACAAGAGGACCUCGUCCAGAUGCCCAUCAACGAGGAUGAAUCCCAUUUCUUCUUACUCAGCUCCUCCAUCAGUGGUGCCAAACAUGAAGAAAUGUUCCAAUACCUCAAGAAAAACAUGGAAGUUUUUGCUUGGAUCCCCAACGAGAUGCCAGGGGUCGACCCCAAUUUUAUUAGUCACUCUCUCAACAUCAAAAAAGACACCAAGCCUGUCAUCCAGAAGUCACGGCGUUCCGCAGCUGAACACGCCGACGCCGUCAUGGAAGAAGUCAAACGAUUGGUUCCCACUCCCCAAGAUGAUCAACUUGUGGAUGCAACAGCAAGCCAUGCUGGGUUAAGCUUCCUAGACGCCUAUCGUGGCUACCACCAAAUAGCCAUGGACCCGAAUGACAUGGAAAAAAUUGCUUUUAUCACACCAUAUGGCAUCUUUUGCUAUCGCGCCAUGCCCUUUGGGCUCAAGAACUCGGGUGCAACAUUCAACCGAUCCAUAUUCAAGAUGCUGCAGGCACAAAUUGGCCACACUGUGGAAGCUUACAUCGACGACCUUGUUGUCAAGAGCCAGAAGGAAUCCAACCACCUCCAAGAUUUGGCAAAAGUCUUUGAAAUCCUUAAACUACACAAGCUCCGCCGCCUAAACCCUGAAAAGUGCAAGAGUCGACGCAGUUUUGAAUGGACUCCGAAUUGUGACUCCGCCUUGACCGAACUUAAAGAAUACUUAAGCUCGGCCCUUCUACUGGUGAAACCAAAGGAGUACAAGACCUUGUAUCUGUACUUUGCCGUCUCCACCCACGCAGUCAGUUCAGCAUUAGUACGGCGAUUUGGCACAGACGACUUGCCCAUCUACUUCACAAGCAAAACACUCCUCCCAGCGCAAACACGAUAUCUACCACUUGAGAAAUUGGCACUCACUCUCGUCUCGGCAGCCAGGAAAUUCCUUCCUUACUUCCAAUCCCACACCAUAACUAUCUUAACAGAGCACUCUCUAAAAAGCCUCUUCGGGAAGGCUGAUCUCUCCAAUAGGGUCUUCAAAUGGGCAGUUGAAUUAGCAAACUUCGACAUCCGUUUUGAGCCACGAAUGGUGAUCAAGGGUCAAAUUCUCGCUGACUUCAUCGCAGAAUUAACACCGGAGGACAUAGAAAUUCUCAACACUACCACUCCUCAACCUGUCACCGAAUCAACUAAAGCACCAAUGCCUUGGCUACUUUUUCAAGGCGACAUCUGUUCUCUAAGCAUUGACUUCCCCGCAACCAAUAAUGAAGUUGAAUAUGAAGCCCUCCUUGCUGGCUUACACUCCGCAAUUGCGAUGAAAGUCUCCGAUCUCGUUGUUUAUUGUGACUCCCAACUCAUAGUUAACCAAAUCAAUCGCGAACACAAUGCGCACACAGACGCACUCGUUGGCCUUGCCUUAGCCUUCGAAUUCAGGACUAUCAACUUUGGCAGCAUUGACCACCCAAGCUUCGACACCACUCCGGAAGUACUCAAUGUUGAACUCGGUCCAAGCCGGAUGGACAAGAUUGUGGCAUUCCUCAAACAUGAUACUUUUCCAACAGACAAGAAGGAAGCUUAUCGCAUCAGAAACAAGGCCGCUUACUACUGGCUAUUGAAAAGUGGCCAACUCUACAAGAAAUCUAUCUCGGGCCCUUAUCUCUUCGUCGUCCACCCAACCCAAGCUCCCACGAUUCUUACCGAGCUUCACUCAGGUAGCUGUGGCUGCCACUCCGACGGUCGUUUGCUCUGCCAACGUGCAAUAAGCCAAGGUUAUUUUUGGAAGAACAUGAAGAAAGACUGCAAAGAAGUCGUUGAACCUCUUGCAACAAUCACUGAAGCCGAUGUCAGAAGAUUCAUCUGGAGAAACAUCGUCACCAGAUUCGGCGUCCCUUAUGCCAUCGUCUCAGACAACGGAAGCCAAUUGGUCGACAAAGACCUAACCAGCCUCUGCGCCAAAUUUGGGAUUCGCUUCUUCAACUCCACUCCAGCAUACCCCCAAGGGAAUGGCUAG
Rhododendron vialii is the source of this 2202-nucleotide messenger RNA. RefSeq lists its product as uncharacterized. Gene Ontology annotation, biological process: DNA integration. The record is from RefSeq and is a predicted model, not a curated record. NCBI's taxonomy places the organism in Eukaryota, Viridiplantae, Streptophyta, Magnoliopsida, Ericales, Ericaceae. Gene Ontology annotation, molecular function: RNA-DNA hybrid ribonuclease activity; nucleic acid binding. Bases 1 to 2202 code for a protein of 733 amino acids. The transcript has 6 exons.